UGUCUGAUGCCGCAUUGGAGGCGGGGAGCGCCGCUAUGGAGUGCAGGGAUGGAGGCCACGCUCUGCAUCCACACGUGCCUUUGGCUGAGCGCUGCCUGGAUCCCCCUGGCCUCGCCAGCCGGACCAGCCUGCAGUGGACAGCACGCUCCGGACACUGAGGGCCACCACGGGAAGCUGACGUGGGCGGUCAGCUUGGAUGCACCCGAGGAGGAGCUGGAGCAGCGGGCAGAGGAGCUGGCCCGGACUGCGGGGCUGGUGAACAUGGGCCGUGUCGGGGAGCUCAAGGGCCAUUACCUCUUUGCCUACCAGCCCGAUGGCCACGCGGCGACUGAACACGAAGCAAUAAGGAGGUCGGUGGACACUUUGUUUGCACAGCACGACAGCGUGCGGUGGCACUCGGAAGAGAAGCUGCUGAAGCGCUCCAAGCGCAGCCUGCACUUUAACGAUCCCAAAUACCCCCAGCAGUGGCAUCUGAACAACCGCAAGAGCCCCGGGAAGGACAUCAACGUCACGGGCGUGUGGGAACGGAACGUGACGGGGCGUGGGGUGACGGUGGUGGUGGUGGAUGACGGCGUGGAGCACACCAUCAAGGACAUCCAGCCAAACUACAGCCCAGAAGGCAGCUAUGACUUGAACUCCAACGACCCUGACCCUAUGCCUCACCCCGACGAGGAGAACGGGAACCACCACGGGACGCGCUGCGCCGGGGAGAUCGCGGCCGUGCCAAACAACAGCUUCUGCACGGUGGGAGUCGCCUACGGGAGCCGCAUCGCGGGCAUCCGAGUGCUGGACGGGCCCCUGACAGACAGCAUGGAGGCCAUCGCCUUCAACAAGCACUAUCAGAUCAAUGACAUCUACAGCUGCAGCUGGGGUCCCGAUGACGAUGGGAAGACUGUGGAUGGCCCCCAUCAACUGGGCAAGGCUGCCCUGCAGCACGGGGUGAUUGCGGGUCGCCGGGGCUUCGGGAGCAUCUUCGUGGUGGCCAGUGGCAACGGGGGCCAGCACAGUGACAACUGCAACUACGAUGGAUACGCCAACUCCAUCUACACUGUCACCAUAGGAGCUGUGGAUGAGACGGGCUCCAUGCCCUUCUAUGCUGAGGAAUGUGCCUCCAUGCUGGCCGUGACCUUCAGCGGCGGGGACAAGAUGAUGAGGAGCAUCGUGACAACAGACUGGGACUUGCAGAAGGGCACAGGCUGCACGGAGGGACACACAGGGACAUCAGCUGCUGCUCCCCUGGCCGCAGGAAUGAUCGCUCUGAUGCUGCAGGUGCGGCCGUGCCUCACCUGGCGGGACGUGCAGCACGUCAUCGUCUUCACUGCCACCAAGUACGAGGACCGUCACGCCAAGUGGGACACGAACCAGGCAGGCUUCAGCCACAGCCACCAGCAUGGCUUCGGCCUGCUCAACGCCUGGAGGCUGGUGAACGCUGCCAAGAUCUGGGAGUCCGUGCCAUACUUGGCUUCGUACGUGAGCCCCAUGCUGAAGGAGGGCAGGAGCAUCCCAGUGCUCCCCCAGGAGCUGGAGGUGGCCUGGAACGUCACCCCCGCCGACCUGGAGCUCUCUGGCAUGAGGACCCUGGAGCACGUGGCAGUCACUGUCACCAUAACCCACCCUCGCCGUGGCAACCUGGAGAUCCGGCUGUUCUGCCCCAGCGGGAUGAUGUCCCUGAUCGGCACCACCCGGAGCAUGGACUCGGACCCCAAUGGCUUUUCUGACUGGACCUUCUCCACGGUGCGGUGCUGGGGCGAGGAGGCACAGGGCACCUACAGGCUGCUCGUCAGGGACAUCGGAGACGAGAGCCUGAGGCCUGGCACCUUGAAGCAGUGGCAGCUGACCCUGUACGGCUCCUCCUGGUCCCCAGUAGAGAUAAAGGAACGGCAGAGGCUGCUGGAGGAAGCCAUGAGUGGGCAGUACCUGAGCAGUGACUUCUCCCUGCCCUGUCCCCCAGGGCUGGACAUCCCCGAGGAGCAGCGUUACACCAUCACAGCCAACACCCUCAAGACCCUCCUGCUCUUGGGAUGCUUUGCCGUGUUCUGGACUUUCUACUACAUGCUGGAGGUUUGCCUGACGAGGAACGAGGUGGGGCUGGACCUGGCCUGCUCCAGCUCCAGCAGCUGCAGGUGGUACCAGCAAGGUGGGAAGCACCGAGCCCUGGAGAGCGGCCUGGAGAUGGAGUCGGUGCCACUGUACCGGGAGAAGGACGUGGAGGAGGCCGAGAUGGAGUGUGAGCACCUGGAGCCUGCCCGGCACGGGGAGGAGGAGUCCUGGACCCCCACUCACCCCAAACUUUCCAGCAAUGGCAGAGCCAUGAGCUUCCAUGAGGCAGCCCCCACUGGAACGGGAUUCCUGGGCCGGGAGGCAUCGACUGAACUCCUCGGGGAGGGCAGGGAGCACCAGCCCUGCUGACUGGGACUGGGGCCCUCCCUUGGAACGACCUUCCUGGGCUCGGGCAGCACAGACUCACUCCUGGGCCUCCACGGACCAUUGCCACUGUGUCCUGCAGAAGGUGGUGUUGGAAAUGGCUCAGAAACAAGGAGAGAGGGCUGGUACUGGAAAGGGAGCUUCCCUUCCCUCCUUCUGGAAAACAAAGCAAGCCUUAAACCCUUUCCUGACAGAGCCUGCCCUGCCCGACGCUCGGGGCUCUCCGUUGUGUGUGGAGUGCCAUUCCCACAGAGCCAGGCAGCUCUGCACAGCCCCUUCCUGCCCCUGCAGCAGGGCCAAGACGUGUCACUUUGUCCCUGAUUUCUGCAGAGUGAGCCUGGAAAACGAGACAAGGCCCUGGCAGCCACCUCUGCAGGCAGGGACCCCGCAGCACUGGCAUUUCCCUGGGCUGGCAGCCGGCCCUUACCCACCAGUUAUCCCAGUUUAGAAGCAGGGAGUUAUUUCACUCAUCUCCAACCAGCACUUCUCCCUGCUCCAAUCUUGCUGAUUCCUCCUCUCCUGUGGGCACAGAGCAGCUGUGGGGUGGGAGAGGCAGGAGCCAGCCUGUUUGGGGGCAGGAUGGGGCUGUCCCUGUGUCACUGGGCACAGCAGCACCUCUGGUAGCAGGUAGGCCUGGCUUGGGCUGGGGAGGGGAGGUUGAGAUGCUCUGGCAGUGGCUCCUCUGAGCAGGGUUGGCUUGUUCACAUGUCUUUGGGUUCGGUGGUUUAUUUUUUUAAAGCUGGAGUUUGUU
This is a messenger RNA of Sturnus vulgaris (Common starling), 3175 nucleotides long. The record is from RefSeq and is a predicted model, not a curated record. Lineage: Eukaryota; Metazoa; Chordata; Aves; Passeriformes; Sturnidae.